GAACUUAGUUACUCGGCGAAUACCGCCGAAGAAGGUUGGGUGUUUUUCGGUCAGUUUCUUCAAACAAGUGUUCGUGAUUUGUUGUUAAGAUUGGCAGUGAAGAAAUUAAAAAAGUUUUGGAAAUAAAGAAACAACAGCAUAGAUUUUACGAUUCCGCUUACAGUUAAUUCUAAACAGUGUUUCCGAAUACUCUGGUUCGAUGUUAGAUUUAAAGUAGCGCGCGCGGUCAAAUAAUGUCUAAGGGUUGGUAAGACUGUUCGGAAAAUUCGGAAAGUGAACAGGUGUUUUUUGAAUGGAUUAGGGAGAAUAGUCGACGAGGACGCAGAAGGAUUUACGAAUGGUGAACGAUCGACGAACGGUGCAAUAUUUGUGAAUAAUCGACAAUUUAGAAAAUGCAUUGGGAUUUAUGUUUUAAUUCGAGCUAUUAUAAAAAAUGAGGUAAAUUGGCACAAGCAAUUAUGACAUGCAUAGAUGACAAGGAUAGCAUGCGGCCAACCUAGCAUCUUUGUUAUACCAUAAGAGAGAAUAGAACCGGAGGUUAAAUAUGCCACACCAGUUUGGUUUGCCUACAAUGGCACAUGGAAUGCAAUCUCCUCCGUCGCCGACCUCAGUGAUGUCGGUUUACCCUCGGUAUGGAUCCGGUGUCUACAGACCGGAUCAUCAAGAUCAAAGGUUGACACGCGAAGCAAUGGAGCGUUAUUUGCGCGACAGAAGCGACAUGGUUAUCGUAAUUCUUCAUGCUAAGGUUGCACAAAAAUCGUACGGUAACGAGAAACGAUUCUUUUGCCCUCCACCUUGUAUCUACUUGUUCGGGGAUGGUUGGAGAAUGCGUCAAGAACAGAUGCUACGCGAGGGUGAGAGCGAACAGUCCGCGCAACUUUGCGCGUUUAUCGGAAUCGGUAACUCGGACCAAGAUAUGCAACAGUUAGAUCUCAACAAUGGCAAACAGUAUUGCGCAGCAAAGACAUUGUACAUUUCGGAUUCGGACAAAAGGAAACACUUUAUGCUAUCGGUGAAAAUGUUCUACGGUAGCGGUCACGAUAUCGGCGUGUUUCAUAGUAAAAGAAUCAAAGUGAUCUCGAAACCUUCGAAAAAGAAGCAAUCGCUGAAGAACGCCGAUUUGUGUAUAGCGAGCGGAACGAAGGUCGCACUGUUCAAUCGAUUGCGAUCCCAAACAGUGAGCACGCGUUACCUCCACGUGGAAAACGGUAAUUUUCAUGCGAGUUCCACGCAGUGGGGCGCGUUCACGAUACAUCUGUUGGACGACAACGAGAGCGAAUCGGAAGAGUUUCAAGUGCGAGACGGUUACGUCCACUACGGGAGCACGGUGAAACUGGUAUGUUCCGUGACUGGAAUGGCGCUUCCGCGUUUGGUAAUUCGUAAAGUGGACAAACAGAUGGCCAGUUUAGAGGCGGACGAUCCUGUAUCGCAGUUGCACAAAUGCGCAUUUUACAUGAAGGACACGGAUCACAUGUACCUUUGUUUAUCCCAGGAACGUAUAAUACAGUUCCAAGCUACACCGUGUCCAAAAGAGGCGAACAAAGAGAUGAUAAACGACGGUGCUUGCUGGACGAUAAUCAGUACCGAUAAGGCGGAAUACCAAUUUUUCGAGGGUAUGGGACCGGUAAGAUCGCCGGUCACACCGGUGCCGCUUGUUCACAGUUUGCACCUGAACGGCGGCGGCGACGUGGCGAUGCUCGAAUUGACCGGGGACAAUUUUACCCCGAAUCUACAAGUGUGGUUCGGUGACGUCGAGGCAGAGACAAUGUACAGAUGUCAAGAGAGCAUGCUUUGCGUGGUACCCGACAUAUCUCAAUUCAGAGGCGAAUGGUUGUGGGUACGGCAACCGACUCAGGUACCCGUCUCGUUGGUACGCAACGACGGUAUCAUUUACGCGACCGGCUUGACGUUUACCUACACCCCUGAACCUGGCCCACGACCACACUGUCCGCCCGCGGACGAGAUCAUGAGAGCGCCGCGUACCAUGCACAAUCAAGCGAGCAUGCCGCCAGCGAUCGCGGACGUACCUUGGAACACGCAUCAACCACCCCAGUCGGGUCUCUGAUAUUUCCUAGACAAUUACAGUGUGCAUCACCAAAGUUUACGACCUAGUGAGACGAACGCUGUUUCGAACGUUAUUCAUCCACCGAACGAUAUUUCGAUUACCGUGGAUAACGAGUCGAUCGGCGACGAUACCAGCUCAACGACCUACGCGACAAAGAACGCGUUACUUCGAGCCGAGAGCGCGGCAACAACGUUAGACAAUACGAAGACGUAGCGAUUUUCGUUACGUCGCAAACCCUUUCGCGAAACAUAGCCCGCCGCGGAUAUGUAAUGUACAAUGUGCCGUGUAUCAUUUCCCUAUGUUUAUAACUACGUAGGUUCCUAGCUUUAAGCGUUGAUACAGAGCGUUACACAGGGAUUAGAAUUUAUAGCGAUCUUAGAAUUAAGAGCUUUGUACGAAUGUGAAUAGGUAAUUAUCUGACGGAACGGGGGGGAUAGUUCUAUUCCAGCGUGUUCUGCGAACCAUCUGAAUUUACGGCAAUUUAGUCCGUGGCAAUUGCAUAUCGAUCGCUGAAAGUGAUUGUGUUAUCGAGGAAACACUAUUUGAUUUACAUUUUACACGUUUAUAAAGCUCUAUGAUCGAGAGAGAGAGGGAGAGAGUUCUGCGAUUAAGUAUCCGUUUCGUUUGUCGUGAAACGUAUCCCGAUACCGAUUCGAGACACUAGGGAGAAUCAGAAUCCAUAUUUUCGUUUCAGUACCGAACUACUCGGGCUCUAAGUUUAUUUUCGAGGUGCACCGCAACCUCGUGCACGCGUUGAUGUAAAUUUCAUAUGAUAAUCGCGUUUGCGUAAUAACACGCAAAGUUACAUGUAAUCUCAGAGAGAGACGUUUGCACUAGUUUUGCAAAAUUAUCUGCAUGACAUAGGAAUAAUUCUAGUUUUUAACCGGGGGGAAGAAACGAGUCGCGUCUUAAGGUCCUAUCGAAAAUUACCUGCGCUAUCUCGAUUAAUUUAUCGCCUUAUUCGGGUGUAUCACGGUCUUUUUUCUUUCUUCUCUUUUUUUUUACCGAUCAUUAUUUAUUUCUAUACGAUAUAUUUUAUUUUUACCGGCGACACAUCUCGGAUUUUUAGCUUUUUUUUAACCCUAGACAAAUAUCACGUUACGCACGCUUUUUAUUAAUCCCGCUCUACCUGUCGGCAUGGUGGUUUCUCGAAAUUCGCGGUACCGUUUGCAAUCCCGACCAUGCGCUUCGAAAGGUACAAUAAAGGUAUCGAUGCAUUUCGGAUGGGUGAGACACAAAGAUGAACCAACGUAUAUAUACGUUUUUAUGUCUCUCUAUGUUUUACAAUAAAUUUGAAAGAUUUCUAUAAUAUAAAGCCUUUUGCUUUACGACCUGCACACGUUACUUCCAGAUCCCGAAAUCUCGUUAAACGAAAAGGUAGAAAAUUAAUCGGUUAAAAGCGAUUCGUUUCUUAACUUCUCGACUACCGUCGAAUCGGUACAGAUUUUUCUUUUUUUUUUUUGCCAGAUACCAUCGAAUAUAAUUAUCUGCAACAGGAAACGAGAUAGGAUCGCUUUGGG
Osmia bicornis bicornis is the source of this 3585-nucleotide messenger RNA. RefSeq names its product suppressor of hairless protein (gene Su(H)). Gene Ontology annotation, cellular component: nucleus. NCBI's taxonomy places the organism in Eukaryota, Metazoa, Arthropoda, Insecta, Hymenoptera, Megachilidae. Gene Ontology annotation, molecular function: RNA polymerase II cis-regulatory region sequence-specific DNA binding; DNA-binding transcription activator activity, RNA polymerase II-specific. The transcript has 2 exons. The record is from RefSeq and is a predicted model, not a curated record. The coding region runs from base 545 to 2065 and encodes 506 amino acids. Gene Ontology annotation, biological process: regulation of transcription by RNA polymerase II.